CUGGUUUAACAGUCCUACUAGGUUUUGGCAUACUCUUAAGUAGAGUAGUGUGCGUUUCUGGUUGUAGUCAUGAGUCAGACCGUGUGGGUGUAUUUUUUUUUCUGAAGUUGCUUGGUGUGCUUUACAUUUGGCAACAGACAAGGAAGUUGUCGCUGUCAUCAAAGCAAGCCCCCCUUCUCAACAAUGGGAAAUAAAUGAUUUGCAUGGAUCAUACUGAGAUGUGACAAGAAAGUGGAGUGGGCGGAUUUGACUUCCCUGCGUCAUUAAAAUAAGAGAUGAGAAAGUUGUCUCUAAUGACACUUUGCACACUGUCUGCAAUCUACUUAAGUCUUUUUGAGCACUGAACAAGAAAGAUUCGGCUAUGGAAAGAGAUGAAACAACCAGUGCAGAACAUUUUUGAUAUCGCAUGCUGAGAAGAAACUGUUUCCCUUUUGUACCCUGAAGAUUUGGACUACACAUCUCAUUCCUGAAGGGGAUUGCUGGCGCAUGAUGGUACAAUGGAGCUUGUAUUGUUUGACUGACACAUAGAUGGCAUGUCAAAGUUGGAAAUACAGGAGGACGAGGUCUGUUGCGAGAUUCCCCGUUUCCUAGUAGGUUUUGAGGACCAUGUGCAUGGAGAACUGGAAGAUAGAAUCAUGAAGAACGUUACAGAAGCUUAUGAAGAAGAGGAGGAAGAUGACGAUCUGGCUUCAGAGCGUCAGAUUGUGGUGGGAAUCUGCUCUAUGAUGAAGAAGUCCAACUCCAAGCCUAUGACUCAAAUCAUGGAGCGCCUUUGCAAGUUCGAGUACAUCACCGUGGUCAUCUUCUCUGAAGAAGUCAUACUCAAUGAACCAGUAGAAAAGUGGCCUUUGUGCCACUGCCUUAUCUCCUUUCACUCCAAAGGGUUUCCGCUGGACAAGGCAGUUAGUUAUGCCAAAUUAAGGAGCCCUCUUCUAAUCAAUGAUCUCAACAUGCAGUAUUUCAUUCAGGACAGGAGAGAGGUUUAUCGCAUCCUGAAAGAGGAGGGCAUUGAUCUGCCACGCUUUGCUGUGUUGAACCGAGACCCUGACAGACCAGAAGAAUGUAGCCUGGUAGAAGGAGAAGACCAUGUUGAGGUAAACGGUGAAAUGUUUCAUAAGCCUUUUGUGGAGAAGCCUGUCUCUGCAGAGGAUCACAACGUGUACAUCUAUUAUCCAACUUCAGCCGGGGGAGGCAGCCAGCGGCUCUUUAGAAAGAUUGGGAGCCGCAGCAGUGUUUAUUCUCCUGAGAGCACUGUUCGUAAGACUGGAUCUUACAUUUAUGAAGAAUUCAUGCCAACAGAUGGUACAGAUGUGAAGGUGUACACAGUAGGGCCUGACUAUGCCCAUGCAGAAGCUCGUAAGUCCCCUGCUCUGGACGGGAAAGUGGAGAGAGACAGCGAGGGGAAGGAGAUUCGAUACCCAGUCAUGCUCACUGCCAUGGAGAAACUUGUGGCUCGUAAAGUGUGUAUGGCAUUCAAGCAAACCGUAUGCGGUUUUGAUCUCCUUCGAGCAAAUGGCCACUCCUUUGUUUGCGAUGUAAAUGGAUUUAGCUUUGUAAAGAACUCCAUGAAAUACUAUGAUGACUGUGCCAAAGUCUUGGGGAACAUGGUGAUGCGAGAACUGGCUCCUCAUUUUCACAUCCCCUGGUCCAUCCCCAUGGAAGCAGAAGACAUCCCUAUAGUCCCUACUACCUCAGGAACCAUGAUGGAGCUUCGUUGUGUGAUAGCAGUGAUUCGCCAUGGAGAUCGCACACCCAAACAGAAGAUGAAGAUGGAAGUUAGAAACUCUUUGUUCUUUGAUCUCUUUGAAAAAUAUGGCGGUUACAAGACAGGCAAACUCAAACUAAAGAAACCAAAGCAGCUCCAGGAGGUGCUGGACAUUGCCCGUCAGCUGCUAGCUGAAUUGGGGCAGCACAACGACUGUGAGAUUGAGGAGAAGAAAUCCAAACUGGAACAGCUUAAGACUGUCCUGGAGAUGUACGGUCAUUUUUCUGGGAUAAAUCGCAAAGUGCAACUGACCUACCUGCCCAAUGGCCAACUGAAAGCAUCAAGUGAGGAAGAAGACUCUCAGAAGGAAGGUCCUUCUUUGCUGUUGGUGCUAAAAUGGGGAGGCGAGUUGACUCCAGCAGGUCGUGUGCAGGCUGAGGAGCUGGGGAGAGCUUUCCGCUGCAUGUACCCUGGAGGACAAGGUGACUAUGCUGGAUUCCCUGGCUGUGGCUUACUGCGUUUACACAGCACUUACCGCCAUGAUCUCAAGAUCUAUGCUUCAGACGAGGGCCGGGUACAGAUGACUGCUGCUGCUUUUGCAAAGGGGCUGUUGGCUUUGGAGGGUGAAUUGACCCCUAUUCUGGUGCAAAUGGUUAAGAGUGCCAACAUGAAUGGCCUGCUGGACAGCGACAGUGACUCGCUCACAGAUUGUCAGCAGCGUGUCAAAGCUCGGCUCCAUGAGAUCAUGCAGAAAGAACAAGAUUUCUGUGAAGAGGACUACCAAAAACUUGCCCCAACGGAAAGCCCUUCUCUGGUCAACUCCAUGAGAAUUAUAGAAAAUCCUGUCAAAACAUGUGACCAGGUUUUUGCUCUCAUUCAGAGCCUCACACAUCAAAUACGAAAAUGGCUAGAGGACCCGAAGUCUGCAGAUCUGCAGCUGUACCACAGUGAGACUUUGGAGCUCAUGCUCCAGCGCUGGUCCAAACUGGAAAGAGAUUUCCGCAUGAAGAAUGGGCGUUAUGAUAUAAGCAAAAUUCCUGACAUCUACGAUUGUGUGAAGUAUGACACACAGCACAACAGCUCCCUGGGCCUGGAGAACACUCUGGAGCUCUUCCGGCUUUCCCGGGCACUUGCUGACAUCAUCAUUCCUCAGGAGUAUGGGAUAAAUAAAAUGGAGAAGCUGGAUAUUGCUAGUGCCUACUGCCUGCCCCUGGUAAAGAAAAUCCAGCUGGACCUGCAGAGGACACACGAGGAUGAGGCUGUCAACAAGCUUCAUCCACUGUGGUUCAGGUAUUCGCGAGGCGUGAUGUCUCCGGGUCGGCAUGUGCGGACCCGGCUUUAUUUCACCAGCGAGAGUCAUGUCCAUUCUCUUCUCAGCAUUUUUAGAUACGGAGGCCUUCUUAAUGAGGAGAAAGACGAGCAGUGGAAGCAGGCCAUGGACUACCUCAGUGCUGUAACGGAGCUCAACUACAUGACUCAGAUUGUCAUUAUGCUGUAUGAAGACAACAAUAAGGAUCCAUCUUCAGAGGAACGUUUUCAUGUAGAGCUGCACUUCAGUCCUGGAGUGAAGAGUUGUCGUGAUGAGGAGAACGCACCAAUGGGCUUUGGGUUCCGCCCUGCCUCUUCCGAGAACCAGGAGAAGCAGGAAAACCUGGGCAGUCUGGAGGAUUUGUCACAGGAUGAACCUGACCGAGCCAAUCUUGCUGAACACCUGAAUGUUCACAAAAAGUCCCCACUAAUUCGUAACCGAAAAGCUGGUUCCAUGGAGUACGUCUGUGUAUUUUGCAUGCAGGUCCUCUCAGAGAGCACAACCUCCUCUCGUGGUGCAGGUUAUCGCCUAUUUCCUUCGUGUUCCCGCCAAGUUCCCUGUGAGGUCAAAUCUGGUGGCCUUGGCUCCCUGUUCACUGGCCUCUUCAGUUCCUCCUUCCGGGGGGUCUCCUCCAGUGCCCCCAACCUUCGAGAGCUGGCUCGAACCCAGCGCAAAAAAGCUACAUCCCCUCAGAGGCGAGUCAGUAGAGAGGAGUUGCUCUCAAUGCCGGCUGUAAAGAGGUUUUCUGUGUCAUAUGCCAGGCAUCCAACUAAUGGAUUUGAAGGCUGCUCCUUGGUGCCAUCUAUAUAUCCCCUGGAGACCCUGCACAACUCUCUCUCACUAAAACAGGUGGAUGAAUUCCUCAACAAAGUGUGCGAAAGCCGAAGAGAAACCCUCGCCAAGACCCUAAAGACUUUAAGAGGAAUGUUUGAUUCUCAGAUUCAGCCUUCAACAGAGUCUGAGGGUCAGGAGUCAACCAUGUCUCCUUUAGCUUCUCCAUUACCAUAACAGGUAGCCCUGUCACUAUAGUGUGAGUAUCUGCUCCAAUAUAGCAGCUUUUCAUGACUCCAGGAGAAAUCUAUCAUCCCUAUCAUGUCACUAUCCGGAGUCAGGGGCUGUCCAAAAUAUGCAGCAUUCUUGAGCGUCUGCCACCAAAGAGACAACGACGCCAGUCCUUAAACAGUCACAGGCACUUGACACACCAUCGGUUUAUCCGUUAAACCUAAUGCUGGCUCUACUUAACUUUAUCCCACCCUCAUGUUGAGCUUUAAAUGUCAGAAUGUCUUGUGUGAGGUUUUUUUUUCAUUAAUUUUGUUAAUCUGAUGUAUCUAGAUCAACUCUAAACAUUUCCCCUCACUGCAAAUCUCAGUUGCUUGUUGUAUGUGGUGUAGAUUUGUUAAGUUUCAUUAUUCAUUUACUAUCGGUUUUAUGUUUCUGACUCAAACUAGCUACAUGAUCUCGGCAUAAAUGUCCUACAGUAUAGCGUUGUUCUUCCUGUCAGUGCAUAUCGGAGUUUCACUACUUGGGUUUCUUUCUAAGCAAAUUUUGUCAGUAAGAAAACAUACAAAGAACAUAUGCUUGAUUGCCUUCUGGAGCAAACUUACAAAUGUCCUGCAGAGCAUCUGGUCACAGGCUUAUGCCACUUAAAUUACUAUUUUCUCUUACACUAGUUCCUGACAGGAAUUAUUGAGUGUAAAGCAUGGUUUUUGUAAGCAUGGUUGGUCCUUUAUAAUGUCAUUCAAAAUGCCAUUUCCUGUGAAACAGUCGGGUCUUGGCUGCAUUUAUGGACCAGACUGUUUAUUAUAAUGUCUGAUUUGUAAGUUUAUUAGUUGUUUAAUCAGUUCUUUUCCUAUGUCUUUUUGUUCUAUAUGUGCCUUGGCAAUUGAUUGUACUUCUAUCUGUCAGAAGAUGCAAGCACUCAAUCCAUUAAUGUUUCCAGUUUAUGACCUUCAACUCAAAUCUUGACUAGUGUAACCUCCAGUCUGUACACUGUGCAGCUGCACUGAUUAUAUUGCUUAUUUAUUCAGACUUGAGAUCAGCUUUAUUCUUUGCUUUACAUUACACCAGGUGGCUGGUGCUAAUCUGAGAGCACCGUUUUGAGGUGUAGCUCCUGCCAUAUAUUGCCAUCGAGCCGCCACUUGCUCAUCUACUCUAUUUUGCACUUAUUGUAUUUUGUCUAGUUAUGCAGUUUUCAUGUUUUGCUGAGCCUUUUCAGCUCCAGGAAAUGAGCAAAACUCUGAGUCCAGCAAUUAGUUGCACUUUUAUUCCUCUGUAAUCUGCAGCAGAGAUAUUUAAUUAUAGCUUAUUUUCUGAGCAGUGUGAAGAUUGUAAUUGCCUGUUCUCUCAGCUGAUUGCAGUUGUCACAUCUUAUAGCCAAGCAAUUUCAUUGGACAUUGUAAAGUCACUCUGUGUCAGGCAAUGCCUAAGAGAUGCAGGUAGACCAAUCAGAUCACAGUGGUGUGUUCAGUGGUGACGUCUCCUCGUCCAGGAUGCACAUACAGCUGAGUCACUGUGCCAGUGAACACAUGAAAUGAAUGAUGAAAGUAAUGAUCCUGUAGCCAAAUGAUCAAGCACAUUGUUUUAAAUUGAUACUUUUUUUUUGCAUAAAUUGCAUUAUGUUCUAAUAAUUUUAUAAUGAGAUUGAGACUUGAAUUAAAUAUAAAUAUUUGUAUUUGAUAUUUGAAAAAAUGUAUUUUGUCAAGCGCAGUGCCUUAUUACUAUUAUAAGUAUUACAAAGGUUUUUUUUUUUUUUUUUUUUUUUUAAUAAACUUCUCAGCCAGUACUGAUUUUACCUCUAUACCUCUACAUACUCUGAUAGUGUCCUGCUUAGAAUUUGUUAUGAUCUGCUGUUUUUGGUAAAGUGUAAUUUUAUUCUAAAUCUUAUAACAGUUCAGUUCUAGAAAUUUCAUUUCAAAUAGCAUUGUCACAUUAAAGAAAUUUUGGGUACAAAA
This is a messenger RNA of Silurus meridionalis, 5965 nucleotides long. RefSeq names its product diphosphoinositol pentakisphosphate kinase 1b (gene ppip5k1b). The record is from RefSeq and is a predicted model, not a curated record. Gene Ontology annotation, molecular function: 5-diphosphoinositol pentakisphosphate 1-kinase activity; diphosphoinositol pentakisphosphate kinase activity; inositol hexakisphosphate kinase activity. Gene Ontology annotation, biological process: inositol phosphate biosynthetic process; inositol metabolic process. Bases 534 to 4022 code for a protein of 1162 amino acids. The transcript has 30 exons. Gene Ontology annotation, cellular component: cytosol. Lineage: Eukaryota; Metazoa; Chordata; Actinopteri; Siluriformes; Siluridae.